Desarmillaria tabescens is the source of this 666-nucleotide messenger RNA. RefSeq lists its product as uncharacterized. The record is from RefSeq and is a predicted model, not a curated record. The coding region runs from base 93 to 551 and encodes 152 amino acids. Lineage: Eukaryota; Fungi; Basidiomycota; Agaricomycetes; Agaricales; Physalacriaceae. The transcript has a single exon.
UCUUUGAUUACCCCCUCGAUGAUAUCGUACAAGUACCCCUCCCUCUCUGCCCGGAUCUCCCAUUCCCUUCGGUGCCAGCAAUCGUCGGUCUGAUGCCCGUUCACAUACAGAAGUGGAUGGAUGCUGGCUAUUCUGCGCAAAGUUCGUCCUUCAUACGCGCAUGCAAGACUCUUUUAGAAAGUGCUAUCGACUUUUCCUUUGGUGAAGUGUUGGACACAGAGUAUGCUGAUGGUGACCAGCUGCCGACCACGCUCAAGGAGAUGAUCCAUGGGCUCGAUGAGCGCCAGAAGGGUUGGGUCUACAACUACUUCCUCAUAAAGGAGCCAGGCGAGUCAUCUAGCGACUCGGAUAGUGACGCCUGGUCGGAUCAAAUCAGCCUAUCCUUGAUCACAAAAACAGACUCGCAGAGUAGUAAUGAAAGCGGUGUUUCUGAGAGCAUCAAGACGGGUGUGUCAAAUGCCAUAGAAAGUGAGUUUCUGUUUGGCAAAAAAAAUUCAGAUGUUUUGCUCACCUUUGAAUGUAGUCAUCCCCAAGAGCGAGGGUAUCAUUGAGAACAAGUCUGGCUGAACUGGGUUCUUCUAUUGAUUUUCAGUGAAGUUUAGACAUUAUGUGAUGUUCUUAUCUCUUUGUUUCAUUACUCUGUACUUACAAUAGUGUGUUAUGAAU